Messenger RNA from Protopolystoma xenopodis, 1875 nucleotides. The record is from the annotation of a GenBank genome assembly. Lineage: Eukaryota; Metazoa; Platyhelminthes; Monogenea; Polystomatidea; Polystomatidae.
AACUUGGUUCACGCUGUGUCGACUAGAGAGGUGUUAGUUCCUGAUCCUGGAAUUUAUCUGAUUUGUGUACGUCUACAAGAUAAUGGCCUUCCAUCGCUUAGCAGUGAGGCUUCAUUUUGGCUGCGCAUUGCUCAGCCGGCCAGCAAGGAGGAUCUGUUGCAUGAUUCGGCCGAAGGUGGCAGCUCAUCUGACUUUAGCCAACCUUUCAUCCAUCUCCCCAAUGGGCGCAGUUCCCAUUUACCAGAAGCUCGAUUUGGCUCCAGUGAAGGCCUUGAUGCUAGCCUGACAGGUGUAACGGGCAGUGACAAUAGCAACGCCACUCUUCGAUCAGGGAAACGGGGAAUGAGUGCGGUAUUUAAUUCCAAUACUCGUCUGGAUGAUAGUUCCCUUAUAACUAGUAAAAUUACAGGACUGAGCAUGGCCCGCUUCUCUUUAGGUGAUACACUAUCGAGUGCGAUAGUCUUAGUUCUGGUAAUCGUGUUCUGCGUGGCCUUAGCUUGCGCCCUGGUGGCUGGAGGGCUUUGGAUACGCUCUCGACGACUAGCAGUCUAUAGACUACGAAGACACCAGCAGCAAUAUCAUCAACGACAUACUGAGAAAGAUUCUUCAGCUAAACUUCAAACAACGCAUAACUUGAAUGUAAAUGAUGGUAUAAUUACUGAGACUGGGAGUAUCGAAAGAGCGGGUAGGGAACGAAAAGGCGAGGAUUGGGAUAACUUAAAUGAACAGGCUGAGCUAAAGUUUGAAUUAAACAAUUCACAGAAAAGAAAUGGGUCGAAAAUGGGCGUAAGCACAUCUCAAAUCUAUGGAUUAUUGACUUCCACGCCCUUCGAAGCGGACGCCACGCAGCUGGAAAUAGAUCCAUUAAUGCGUGUUAAUAGUUUUAGAAACUCGGCUAGUUCAUUUGAAAAGCAAAAUGAUCUCGAACUUACGCGAGAUUACUGCUCAAUCAAGACAGUAACACUUCCAACCUCUAAAACUCAGCCAACUGUUUUUUUAUCCACCACUGCUUCACCACCGAUGGCAAGUAAUUCUUACGUAAACGCCAGCAGCAUUUCCUCAACUAACCGUGCACAUUCUAAAGCAUCUGAAUUGGUCUGUCUGCAGCAGUUGUCUACAAUUUCUGGAGCAAAUCAAGAGUUAUUAAAUACCAGAGAUAUGUCAUCCCUUAUAGGACAUACAAUUCAAUCUUCGUGUUCAUCUGGACUUUCCCCAGCUAGUCUUGUUUAUGUAACCCUUCCUAAAAUGGCAGGUUCAAUAUGCCCUGGAAUCUAUGCUGCCUACCCUGAGGGCCUUUCUACGGCGCUCUCUUCUUCAACUCUUCCUGCAACAACCCCGUUUUCAACACCUCCUCCUUUGAGCACUGGGGCCUCUUGUUCUAAAACAUCGGAUCUUGCAUCUUUAAGCACUCCCAUAUCGGCAAUAGAUUUUGGUUUGCACGGAUCUACUCCUAUCGCAUCGCCCAGUUCUAUCUCAGAACAGAAAUUGAGUUUGUAUUUUGACCCAUCAACUGGUGGUAAUGUGAGUUAUUUACAGGACUCAUCUGAGACGGACAAGACUGAUCAAUCCAAUACAAAUCCUCUCUUUAAUCUUCAGCAACCCCAAUGCAUCCCUUCUACAAUUUUGAUGCCUAAAGGCUUGCUCGACCUUCAUUUAAUACAAGCUAUUUCAACACCUGAGGCACAGUCUCCUCAAAUGCCCUCUACUACUAGCCUUCAGUCUAAAUUUGCUGUGCAGCGCGCUCGUAAUAUGGAUUUAAAUGAAAGAGAUGCCGGUAUAGAUGAAGAUUCCUCUCUUCUAGUAGCGAAUUGUCUGAACAGCGAAUCUCAAAAUUUUAUUGCUGUAUCUCAAGUAAGAAAUUUACCUUUAAUUUGA